Molecule: messenger RNA, 520 nt
Organism: Lotus japonicus
Lineage: Eukaryota; Viridiplantae; Streptophyta; Magnoliopsida; Fabales; Fabaceae
Exons: 2
Coding region: 94-387 (97 amino acids)
Source: RefSeq, a predicted model, not a curated record
AGUUGAAUGCUUCUUUUAUAUUCCACUUCAACACUUUGUUCAAUUUGAGCAUUUCAUUCAUUUCAUUUCAUUCAUUCAUUCACAGACAUUGAAAUGCUUCCAGGAGUUGAAUGUGCUCGAAAGAGACGCUUGCAUCAAAGCGCAGCACAUGAUUCCCCAAAGCACUCUUUCUGUUUGUAUGCAAGGAACUUCUCACCUUCCUUUCCCUCACCCUCCACACUGAAUAGAAACCCGGAUGAGGAGGAUCAGGAUCUGGGAGGAGAAGCCAUGGUAGCCAAACGGAGAUUGGAUGAGAAGUUCUCAGCACAUAUGAAGCCAGAAAACCAGAGCCACAGCCGGAAAGGGAAGAACCUUAUUCAUGGUUUUUGGCAGCAAAUCACAUCUUAGAAAUAUAAGAGGAAAGAUAUGAAAUUGGGGUGAAUUUUAGUUAUUUGGAAUGAGGGAAAAAGAAUAUAAAAAAAAUGAUUGUGUAUUACUAAUUUACCUUUAUAUAUAUUAUUUGAACAUUUUGUUUCUAAAA